Molecule: messenger RNA, 1146 nt
Organism: Thunnus maccoyii (southern bluefin tuna)
Lineage: Eukaryota; Metazoa; Chordata; Actinopteri; Scombriformes; Scombridae
Product: trace amine-associated receptor 8a-like
Exons: 2
Biological process (GO): G protein-coupled receptor signaling pathway
Cellular component (GO): membrane
Molecular function (GO): trace-amine receptor activity
Source: RefSeq, a predicted model, not a curated record
UGGCAUGCUUGUUUACAUCGUGCUGUCCUUCAUCUCUCUGCUCACUGUGACUCUCAACCUUCUGGUCAUCAUCUCCAUCUCCAACUUCAGGCAGAGCAGCUACACAACCCAACCAACCUCCUCAUCCUCUCUCUGGCUGUCUCAGACUUUCUUGUUGGGCUCCUGCUGAUGCCAGCUGAAAUCCUUCUUACAGAGGCCUGCUGGUUCUUUGGUGACCACAUGUGUGCUCUGAAUUAUGUUGUUGAUUUUAUCAUUACCUCCUCUUCAGUUGGAAAUAUGGUGCUCAUAUCGAUUGAUCGUUAUUUGGCUAUCUGUGACCCUCUACAAUACACCAACAAAGUUACUCUGGACAGAACAAAAAUAUGUGUUUGUCUGUGUUGGAUCUGCUCUGUUCUCUAUAACAGUCUGAUUUUAAAUAACUUUCUGAGACAACCUGAUGAGCAGAAUUCCUGCUAUGGAGAGUGUGUAGUUAUCCUCAACAAUAUCACAGGAACUGUUGACUUUGUCUUUACCUUUAUAAGCCCAAUUACUGUCAUCAUAUUUCUAUAUGCGAGAGUAUUUGUGGUGGCUGUGUCUCAGGCUCGCACUAUGAGGUCUCACAUUGCAACUGUCGCACUCCAGCGUUCAGUGAAAGUAACUGCUAAAAAAUCUGAGAUGAAAGCAGCCAGGACUCUUGGUGUUGUAGUAGUUGUGUUUCUAAUAUGUAUUUGUCCAUAUUACUCUCCAACCCUUGUAGGACAGGAUAUUGAAGACAGCAGUUCAUCCUCACCCUUUGUAGUCUGGCUGUUGUAUUUUAACUCCUGUCUAAACCCUGUGAUCUAUGCCCUUUUCUACCCCUGGUUCAGAAAAUCUAUUAAACUCAUUGUUACACUUCAGAUACUGCAGCCUGACUCAUGUAAUGCUGGAAUAAUGUAGAGAAAGACAGGGGAGUAACUUCAAUAAAACUUUCUGGGAAGUUGGGAAUAGUUUGAUUUGUUAGUUGAAAUUAAGGUCUAAUUUUGUGCUCACACCAAACGCGAAGCGAAUUUUUCGCGUGUUGAGAUUAGACAUAAAGUCAAUGUAAAAACGAGAAUAGACGCGAAAUUGGCGUAUUCGCACGAGUUGAAAAUAUUCAAUUUCAGCGAAAAUUUCGCGCGUAUCAUGGGG